Lolium perenne is the source of this 1424-nucleotide messenger RNA. Its product is annotated as myb-related protein Hv33-like. NCBI's taxonomy places the organism in Eukaryota, Viridiplantae, Streptophyta, Magnoliopsida, Poales, Poaceae. The record is from RefSeq and is a predicted model, not a curated record.
UUCUCCUCAGUCCUCACUCGCUCUCUCGCCAAGUGAGCUUGCGGUGUUCUUGCCACGCACGCUUCCUCCGACAUAUACCUGACCAUAUAUACGCACCACCAGGCAACGAUCGGAGGAAAGCAAACAAACCUUCGGUCAGUCGACCGAUCGCAAUUCCAGCCAUUCAUCGACGUACGUCGCCUCAUCGGAGGACCCAAUGGGGCGGCCGUCGAGCGGCGGGCAGCUGGCGAAGCUCCGCAAGGGGCUGUGGUCGCCGGAGGAAGACGAGAAGCUCUACAACCACAUCAUCAGGCACGGCGUCGGCUGCUGGAGCUCCGUGGCCAGGCUGGCGGGGCUGCACCGGUGCGGCAAGAGCUGCCGCUUACGGUGGCUCAACUACCUCAGCCCCGACGUCAGGCGCGGCAGCUUCUUGCAGCAGGAGGAGGACCUCAUCGUGGCCCUCCACGCGAUCCUCGGCAACCGGUGGUCGCAGAUCGCGUCGCAUUUGCCGGGGCGGACGGACAACGAGAUCAAGAACUUCUGGAACAGCUGCGUCAAGAAGAAGCUCCGGCAGCAGGGCAUCGACCCCGCCACGCACAAGCCCAUGGCCGACGCCGCGGCCACGGCGGCAUUGCCGGUCGCGCACGAGGAAGACCUGAAGCCGCUCGUUGCCGCCGCGGGUGAGGACGGCGGCGUGCCUACGAGGCAGUCCUCGGCGUUCGAUCCGUUCCCUGUGUGCACCGACUUCGGCGCCGGGUUCAUCGACGGACUCGGGGCGGCAUUGUACGGCCAGUUCGUCGGCGGCGUGAAGCGGGAGGGCGCGGAAGAGGACGCCGGGUUCGGCGCCGCCGACUACAGCAGCGUGCUGGACGUGUCGGAGAACCUAGGCUACGGCGAUAGCUCCAGCCACGGCAGCAGCUGGAACGAGGUGGGCAUCCUUCUGGACGCCGACGAGGUCUUGGCCUCGAUGGAGCACAAGUUCCCGCUGUCUACCUGCCAAGAGCAUAGCCUCCUCGCAAAUUUCGAUUUCAACUUGUGCCCCGAUCAGUAGAAAACUCUGCUUUCUAAAUUCUAAUUGGUGGAUCGCCGCUUGAUCUCGUGCUAGCCCCUCCAAAUGCAGAACAAUAUAAUGGCUAAUGCGGACCGCACGCGCUCGUCGCCAUUGGCCCGUGCAUGCGCGCUGUCGUCGCUCGCCUGCACUGCACGGUGGUCGGCCAAUCCAUCUUCUUUCACCGGCCCUGCAUUGCCUCCGUCAAGGGAAAAAGAGGUCCCAGUGCCAGAACCCAGAAGCAGCUUCGUGUCUCGUUAAUGGAGUAAGCUAGACCCAAGAAAAGUGCAUCCAAUUGAUGCAAAUCUUUUGCUGACGUUACAAGUCCGACGAAGACUUCUCACCUAACUAGAAAGUCAUAUUCUGGCAUGCAAAUAAAAGGUUGAGGCUUCUCUUU